GGUGAAAUCUGGAUCGUAUUCGUAAUGAUGACAACAGGUCAGCUGACAGUUUAUGCUUUUAGUCCCAUUAUCUCUCUACCCGUCGGCGUUAUAUAAGCUUCGAGCUUCUUGCCUCUCGUGUUUCGCUCGCUUUGACACAACGGGGAACAAAUAAGUACUUUUAGAGUCGAGGCUACAGUAUUUCCUUUGCUGAGCUCCAUCUUCAGGCUGCUGCCUCAGGUGUUGGAGCCCCGCUGAGAGGAACUGACAGUGAGCCGUCGCUCCUCGCGGAUACACAAAGGGGGGGGGGGGGGGGCGCUAAACGUUUAAUCAAAAAUGUCUCCGAUAAAGGACUUGGGUUUGGUUUACGAAGCUCUCAACGCAGGGGACACCUUUUCUCAAGGGGAUACCAUCGCUGCCAUGGUCACGUUCACGUUGACAAAGGAAACCAAGCUGAAGGGACUGAGCGUGAAGCUCAAAGGGGACGCGGACGUGCACUGGUCGGAGGGGACCGGGGACAAGCGGAGAUCGCACAGUGCGCACAGGACCUACCUGAAACUCAAAGACAACUUGGUUGCACAGAAUGAGAAUGGUACUGUACUUCCCAAAGGAGACCAUCAAUUAAAGUUCAGGUUUACAUUUCCUCAAGGUGAGAUGCCGUCCUCCUUCAGAGGGUUACAUGGAAAGAUUUGCUACAUACUGGUUGCAAAGGUGUCCAGGAGCUGGCGGAUGCCUUCUUCAGUACAAAAAGAACUCAACUUUGUUUCAAAAUCCUCCCAUACUGUCCAGGCAAUACAUCCACAGUCUGGUUCAGUGGAUAAAAAGAUGAGCGGUUUUGCCGACGGCCAGGUUGAAAUGUCUGCCACCGUUAACACAAACGUGUGCUCUCCAGGUGACACCGUGUCUGUUGCUGCCCAAAUCCGUAACUCCUCUUCCAAACAAACAAAGACCAAAUUCAGUUUGCAGCAGAAAAUAGUGUACAGGGCCAAUGCCUCCACUAAAGUCAAUGACCAAAGUCUGUGGAAAAUGGUUGGGGAGACUAUUGAACCGAAUUCAGCGGAAACUGCGUCCUGCCAGUUCACGGUUCCUGCUGACGUCACCCACACUCUCCAAGAUUGUGAAAUCAUCUCAGUUAGCCAUUACCUUAAGGUGUAUUUGGACAUCAGCUUUGCCAUUGACCCGAAGGUGGAGUUUCCCCUGGUCGUAGUUCCUUCUGGUUUUGCUAACCUUCAGCCCGGUGGAGCUCCGGGGCCUUACCCAUCUGGGCCUUUUGGGGCACCGAGUUACAGCGACUUCCCUCCCCCCGCCUACCCUGUUGGACCAUAUCCCGCACCGGCAGGUUCAGGGGCCUACGGGUACUCCGCACCAGAUCCCACUCAACACGCAAACAUGUCAAGUGGGUAUUAUAAUCAGGAGCCACAGCAGGCUCCUCCAGAGGGUUUUUAAAACCCAAAAUACUGGCAGCCAAUGGGGGCACCUAACCUGUUGGAGGAAAAUGUUUUGUGCAUGGACAAGUAUUCAUUUACAAUAAUGUCUGCGGUAUAAGCCAUAUAUUCUUCUAUAAUCAUCUCAAUGUUAUAAUGAUAGUUGUAUAAUGUGUGUCACUUAAGUAGACAGGAACAUAUAUGUGACGUUUACCAUUUCCUGUCCUGUAGUCUUUUUACCAUGCAGUUAAAUUCCUGUGAGGGUAAGAGUAAAAAAAACACAGUUUUUGUUUAUAAGAAGCAGGAUGUUUUGCCUGCAACCAGUUGUUUAAAUAAAUCUAACACUAAUGAAAGUUCCAA
Molecule: messenger RNA, 1763 nt
Organism: Gasterosteus aculeatus aculeatus (three-spined stickleback)
Lineage: Eukaryota; Metazoa; Chordata; Actinopteri; Perciformes; Gasterosteidae
Product: arrestin domain-containing protein 3
Biological process (GO): protein transport
Cellular component (GO): cytoplasm; plasma membrane
Source: RefSeq, a predicted model, not a curated record